AUAACUCCCCAACCAUCGGCCAACCGGAAUGCCCCGCCGAACCUCCCCACCUCUGGAAGCCCUCGCCGCUCCAGAAUAUUGGGACACCCGCUACGCAACGGACCCCACUCCCUUUGACUGGUUCAGGAACCCCACGUCCAUCCAUCCCUUCCUAACAAGGCACCUCCCGCCCCCAACCUCCGAUCCACCAAUACUGCACCUCGGCUGCGGUAAUUCACUUUUACCAGAGGAUUUGCACAAGCGCGGUUACAGGGACCAGAUCAGCGUUGACUUUUCGGAGGUUGUGAUCCGGGAUAUGAGGGCCAAGUGCGAGGGUUUUGAGGGGUUGCGGUGGGAGGUCAUGGAUAUUAGGGAUAUGCGUGGGGUGGGGGACGGGGAGGUUGGGGUUGCGAUUGAUAAGGUUCGCUUUCAUUGCCGUGAAGGGUGGGUGAGGUGAUGGCUAAUAAAAUGGCGGAGGAGGUAGGGUACGCUUGAUGCGAUGAUUUCGGGAUCGGUGUGGGAUCCGCCGGAGGAGGUUAAGAGCAAUACGAAGGCUUAUAUUAACGAGGUGGGUCCUUCUAUGCAUCCAGGAAGGUGGCGGGGUCUAAUUGGGACUGGAAUAGGUUGCUAGGGUGCUGAAGAGUGGUGGGUUGUUUCUGUAUAUUACCUAUCGACAACCGCACUUUGUCAAGCCCAUUAUUACGCGGGAGGAUGUGUGGCCGGAUUUCAAGAUUGAGAAUAUACAGGAGGAGGGAGGCAUGUUUGAGUAUUUUGGGUUUGUCAUGAGGAAGAAGUAGAUUGUUGGGCUAAUGUUGGCUGUGGGUUUAGAUAUCAUAGAUGUGUAUCAUAGACUUGGGAUAUAGGUUCUAGCGUUCGAGGAUUGAUCUCCUUCCUUUGUGUGGGCUACC
Messenger RNA from Tuber aestivum (summer truffle), 887 nucleotides. The record is from the annotation of a GenBank genome assembly. Lineage: Eukaryota; Fungi; Ascomycota; Pezizomycetes; Pezizales; Tuberaceae.